AAUGAUGAAAGCAAUUCUCAUUCUUUAUCAGCGUGUUCGCUGUGACCAAGGGUUCAAGGUUGGGACUACCUUAGUCGAAUGUGCGCAUAGGCGAGCAUGGACAGCGCUAUGGGUGACAUGCAAAUUGGGGAGAUAUAUACGUCGGAGAAGAGCGGCUCAGAUGAGAGCGGAGUGGGGUCGGCUGAGGCCCCGUUCAAAACGGUCCUCAGAGCAAUGCACCAUGCUGGGAAGGAGCCUUUCCCAACCAUCUACGUGGAUGCUAAGGAGGAUGGAAUGACCUCCGGCGGCUCCUCCCUCCCGGAUACGCUGGACCCUCACCUCGCCCAAUACGCGUAUGUCGGCGGGUACGAGCCCAGUCAGCUGGACGUGCGCGUCCACCGCCAUCUAGCGGCCGAGCCGCAAGCUUACGUUCAUGCGGCGCGGUGGUGGCGCCACGUGCGGAGUCUGACUGCGGACGCCGGCGGCUGGCCGGAGGGCGACGCCGCCGUUCUGACCAGACUGGGCGUCGAUCAGCUGCUGGGAAAGAAGUUCGAGCCGGCGGCCAAGUCGCAGCUGAAGAAGGUGCAGAAGAUAUGGACGCGCGAACAGCACAAGGCCGCCGAGCGCGCCAAAAAGGAGGCCGAAGACGCCGAGAAGCGCGCGAAGAACCUGGAGGAGGCGCGCAAGGUGACGAUCGCCGAGGAGCCCAGCUGGCCGGCGGCCGUCCGAAUCAAGAUCAACGAGGGCGCCGAGAGCCGGGAUCGGCGCGUCAAAGUCUACGGCUGGGUGCACCGGCUCCGUAGGCAGGGCAAGGCCAUGAUGUUCGUGGUGCUGCGGGACGGCACCGGCUUCCUGCAGUGUGUGCUGACGGACCGGCUGUGCCAGACGUACGAGGCGCUGGUGCUCUCCACCGAGUCCUCCGUCUGCCUCUACGGCACCAUCAAGGCGCUGCCCGACGGCAAAACGGCGCCGGGCGGGCACGAGAUGCAGGUGGACUUCUGGGAGCUGGUGGGCCUGGCGCCGGCCGGCGGCGCCGACACCAUCCUCAACGAGGAGGCCAACCCGGACGUGCAGCUGGACAACCGGCACAUCAUGAUCCGCGGCGAGAACACGUCCAAGGUGCUCAAGAUGCGGUCGGUGUUGACGCAGGCCUUCCGUGAGCACUACUUCAGCCGCGGUUACUUCGAGGUCACGCCACCGACGCUGGUGCAGACCCAGGUGGAAGGCGGCUCGACACUGUUCAAGUUCGACUACUUUGGCGAGGAGGCGUACCUGACGCAGAGCAGCCAGCUCUACCUGGAGACGGCCAUCCCGGCGCUGGGGGACGUGUUCUGCGUCGCCCAGAGCUACCGGGCCGAGCAGAGCCGAACACGACGCCACCUGGCCGAGUACACUCACAUUGAGGGCGAGUGUCCGUUCAUCACAUUCAGUGACCUGCUGGACCGUCUGGAGGACCUCAUCUGCGAUGUGGUGGACCGCGUGCUCAAGUCACCAUUCAAAGACAUCGUUUACGAGCUGAACCCGGGCUUUCAGCCGCCGAAGAGGCCGUUCCGGCGGAUGGACUACGCCGACGCCAUCGUCUUCCUCAAGGAAAACAACAUCACCAAGGAGGACGGCAGCUUCUACGAGUUCGGCGAGGACAUUCCCGAAAUGCCGGAGCGGAAGAUGACGGACAUGAUCAACGAGCCCAUCAUGCUCUGCCGCUUCCCCUACCAGAUCAAGUCGUUCUACAUGUCCAAGUGUGCGGACGACCCGCGGCUCACUGAAUCGGUGGAUGUACUCAUGCCCAACGUGGGGGAGAUUGUGGGUGGCUCGAUGCGCAUGCACGACCUGGCGGAGCUGGAGGCCGCCUUCAAAGAGCAAAAGAUCCCUUCGGAACCAUACUACUGGUACAAAGAUCAGAGGGUGUACGGUACCACGCCGCACGGCGGCUACGGCCUGGGCCUGGAGCGGCUGCUCUGCUGGCUGCUGAACCGGCACCACAUCCGCGAAGUGUGUCUCUACCCGCGAUUCACCGGCCGCUGUCGGCCCUGACCGCGACACCCAAACGCGCACCGCGCGGCGCCGCUCCCCCGCGCCGCCAGCAGACCAAAGUCUUAUUUAUGCGCCCACCUGCCCGCCCGCCGGCCCACCGGCACCCUAUUCUCCCGUGCGACCGGACAAAUACAUCUGGAUGUGAG
Messenger RNA from Pollicipes pollicipes, 2159 nucleotides. It is a transcript of the gene AsnRS, whose product is annotated as asparagine--tRNA ligase. Gene Ontology annotation, molecular function: nucleic acid binding; ATP binding; asparagine-tRNA ligase activity. Gene Ontology annotation, biological process: asparaginyl-tRNA aminoacylation. Bases 97 to 2013 code for a protein of 638 amino acids. Gene Ontology annotation, cellular component: cytoplasm. The record is from RefSeq and is a predicted model, not a curated record. The transcript is spliced from 13 exons. Lineage: Eukaryota; Metazoa; Arthropoda; Thecostraca; Pollicipedomorpha; Pollicipedidae.